AUGUCUCUCUCUCGUUGUGGGCGCCUCGCCCGCGUCUCCCUGGGGGCCCUCCGCACGCCUGCAUCCGUGUCCACUCGUCCUCUCGUGGCCCGCGCCAUCUCCGUGCGGGGAGUAUCGUCGUCGAGCCGAGAUGCGCAGCAGAAGCUCCUGGCUGCGUCCUUGAAGGACUCCGACCCGACUGUCUUCAACAUUCUCGAGAAGGAGAAAAACCGCCAGAAGCACUUCAUUAACCUGAUCCCCUCCGAGAACUUCACCUCGCAGUCUGUCCUCGAUGCGCUAGGCAGUGUGAUGCAGAACAAGUAUUCUGAGGGAUACCCCGGCGCCCGUUACUAUGGAGGAAACGAGUACAUUGAUGCCUCUGAGCGCCUGUGCCAGCAGCGCGCUCUGGAGACCUUCCGUCUCAACCCUGAGGAGUGGGGUGUGAACGUUCAGCCUCUGUCCGGAUCUCCCGCUAACUUGAUGGCUUACUCCGCCGUUCUCAACACUCACGACCGCCUGAUGGGUCUGGAUCUGCCCCACGGUGGCCAUCUGUCGCACGGCUACCAGACCCCCACCAAGAAGAUCUCCGCUAUCUCCAAGUACUUCGAGACCCUCCCAUACCGCCUGGACGAGUCCACCGGCCUGAUUGACUACGACGCACUCGAGAAGCAGGCUCUGCUGUACCGUCCCAAGCUGAUCGUGGCGGGCACGUCAGCCUACAGCCGUCUGAUCGACUACCCCCGCAUGCGCGAGAUCGCUGAUUCCGUCGGCGCCUACCUGCUCUCCGAUAUGGCUCACAUUUCUGGUCUCGUGGCUGCGGAUGUCCUUCCUUCUCCCUUCCCCUACUCCGAUAUCGUGACCACCACCACCCACAAGUCUCUGCGCGGACCCCGCGGUGCUAUGAUCUUCUACCGCAAGGGCGUGCGUCGCACCGAUAAGAAGGGCAACAAGGAGAUGUACGAUCUGGAGAACCCCAUCAACAUGUCCGUCUUCCCUGGCCACCAGGGUGGCCCCCACAACCACACUAUCACUGCUCUGUCCGUCGCCCUAAAGCAGGCCCAGUCCCCCGAGUUCCACGAGUACCAGAAGACUGUGCUGGCCAACUCACAGGCUCUGGCCGAGCGUCUGGGUGAAUCUAUCAGCAACGGUGGCCUCGGCUACAACAUCGUGUCCGGCGGCACCGACAACCACCUGGUGCUGGUGGACCUGAAGAACCGCGGUGUGGACGGUGCCCGCGUUGAGCGCGUCCUCGAGCUCUGCGGCGUCGCUAGCAACAAGAACACCGUCCCCGGUGACAAGUCCGCCCUCAAGCCCGGCGGUCUGCGUCUGGGUACCCCCGCCAUGACCUCUCGUGGCUUCCAGCCCGAGGACUUCCGCCGCGUCGCCGAUAUCGUUGACCGUGUCGUGAUCCUGACCCAGAAGUUGGACAAGGUUGCGCGUGAGCAGGCCCAGGCCCGCGGUGUUAAGAACCCCGGUACUCUGAAGGCCUUCUUCGAUUACCUGGGUGAGGGUGAGGAGGUGUCCGAGAUUGUUAUGUUGCGGCAAGAGGUGGAGGACUGGGUGGGCACGUUUAGCCUGCCUUGGGCUAAGGACCAGUAG
Messenger RNA from Penicillium daleae, 1578 nucleotides. RefSeq names its product serine hydroxymethyltransferase. Gene Ontology annotation, biological process: L-serine catabolic process; tetrahydrofolate interconversion; folic acid metabolic process. Bases 1 to 1578 code for a protein of 525 amino acids. Gene Ontology annotation, cellular component: cytoplasm. The transcript has 5 exons. Gene Ontology annotation, molecular function: cobalt ion binding; pyridoxal phosphate binding; glycine hydroxymethyltransferase activity. NCBI's taxonomy places the organism in Eukaryota, Fungi, Ascomycota, Eurotiomycetes, Eurotiales, Aspergillaceae. The record is from RefSeq and is a predicted model, not a curated record.